This is a messenger RNA of Drosophila serrata, 6107 nucleotides long. RefSeq names its product rotatin homolog anastral spindle 3 (gene ana3). Gene Ontology annotation, biological process: centriole replication; ciliary basal body organization; centriole-centriole cohesion. Lineage: Eukaryota; Metazoa; Arthropoda; Insecta; Diptera; Drosophilidae. The record is from RefSeq and is a predicted model, not a curated record. Gene Ontology annotation, cellular component: centriole; ciliary basal body; centrosome.
UGUAAUUUCGUGAUAUUUUCCGACCAUAAGCGAAACGUGAAACUAGUGUAGAAGUUGGUGAUAGCAGUACUCGCCAUGAGCAUCAAGAGCCCGGCCCUGCAGUUGGCCGAGCCACAGCUGGCCAAGCUAACGAGUGAGUCGGAGGAGAUCAGGAUGCGCGCCCUCGACCAGGUAGAGACGCGCUUCAUCCGCUGCUUGCAGCUGGGCGAGACCAUUGACUUCAAGCCGCUUCUGUUGAUGAAGCAACUCAUCCGCUGGUUCGGACACAAACCACAUCUCGCCGCGGACCGUGUCCUGGCCAUUAUGUUGGAGCUGUUGCGCUCCGAGUAUGGCAGCGUGGUGGUGCGCAAGAUUACCUACGAGCGACUCUCGACGGAGCUGGGUAAGGUGCGGCGCAUCCUGCGUCCGCUGGAGUCCAAGCGAGUCACCGAUCUGCUGGACGACCUGCAGUAUUUGCUACUCCAGAAGUACAACAUACGCUUGGAGACGCCGUCCGGGUCUUCGGUUAGUUCUGUUAAUGUAACCACCGAGGGAACAGAGUCGGUGACCAGCAGCAUCAGCAUUCUAAAGGCCACCCUCAAGCCGGAUGAUUACGAGCCCGCUUGGACGCAGCCCUGUCCGGAGGAUUUGGCUGGCUUGCAGGGCAUGUUGGAUAUGCCGCGAAACGGGGCGACUGACGUCAUUGAGGUGCAGGUGCUCCUUACCAAUUUGAUAAUAAGGAUGGGCGACUACCCGGCGGAGUACCUUCUCCAGCCGCCGUACACUUUCCUGAUCUUAGUUCAGCUUCAGCAGAGACGCGACGGUUGUCUGCUGCAUGUGAACCGGGCAAUCAUAGCGUACCUGAAACAACUCCAACGCCGUAUCGAGGAUCGCAACACUACCAUGUGUUACGCGACUAGCCUGGAUGCUCCUGACUCACAGACUAGGCAGGUGAAAGUGGAAAGCGCCCUAGCGUUGGUGAUGACCAACUGCCUCGACCUAGUUAUGAAGUGCUCCACAAACGACAAAUGGCAUCUCCUUGAGCUUGUCAAGGAGUCCGUCAAGACAUAUGAAAUACUCAAGGUCGGUGUAGCGCCCUGUGUGACCACUCAGCUCGGGGGCCUUGUCAAGAAGAUGUACAACUUUUGCAGCAGCCAGACGGGCACUAACUUAAACGAACUGGUCAUCUCUCUGAUGAUUCCCCGGCUGCAGUCGCUGAUUUUCAAUGAACAACUGAUGGAGGUAAUGCUCGUGAAUAUCAACUAUGAAAAGAACUUGAAUCGCGAUGAUGCAAACGCACUCAUACAGCAAAUUCUCAUGGACAGCUGCUUCGUAAAUUUACCCGGUCGCAUGUGCUCGCUAGGCGACCUGAGGGGCCUUGUCCUUGAGAGUUCGAAGGAUGAUGAUAACUUGAUCCAGCUAAAGAUUGCCUAUAUGAAAGCGCUGGAUCAACUCCAGCCGAAGACCAAGGCAAAGGCACAGUUGCUGAUGGAAUCGAAGGAGGUGUGCAUGGUGGUCAACCAGCUAGGCAGUAAGAAACUGCUGAGGCAGCUUUUUGACGCAGUCGUGGCGUGCACGUCGCUAUAUCGUGAGAAUCCUAAGUUAAGGACACAGGCGAACGAGCUGCUUUGCAACUUGGUGGACUUGCCCGACAAGGAGCUGCGUUGGUUUGCAUACAGCCUGAUGCGCAAGCCCGUAAUGAAUCACUUUCAUGCGUUUAUGAACAAGACCGUCUACAUGACGGGCUGCAAUAAUCAAGAGCUAGUGCGCCAGAACAUCCUCGGAUUGCCGUUGACCACCGAGUUUCUUCGGAAGGUGAUACUCCAGAGUUGGGACACGACAGCGCCGGAUAAUGUCAGGCAGUGGUGCCUCGAUUACUUCAUACUGCUUUUCAAGCUGAACUCCUUCCUGGCAAAUAAGGACCUCAAGAAUGUUUUGACCAUGCUUAUUCCCCUUCUGCCGCUGCUGAUUUGCCGAUCCAUCUCCGACACUCAACUGGACAACGUCAUCUGGUCGCUGUGGAAGCCGAACGCUUGCAUAAUAGAUCCGCCUUUGAUGAUGCGGGUCUAUGUCUGUUACCUCUUUCAUCCGAACUCUGACAUUAGGCAGAUUGGUGCCAUGCCGAUUAACUGCAUCUUGCAGUCCAUGGAUAAAGUGUCAAAGUCCCGGGACAUCAGCGAUGAGUUGAUAUCCAAGUGGGAGGACCCUGACAUUUGCAUUAUAGAGCCGGCGGUGAAUUACAAAGACAUCUUCGCGGAGCCCACUAACGAAGCCUUUCAGGGACAGCGCAGCCUGGAUGCACUGAUCCGGUUGCUAGAGACAAGAGAUCUGCGGCCCUCCAUCAGAAAGUCCUCAAUGACUCAGCUAAAUGUGCUGCUCCGAAAUUGGAAGGCCUGCGAGUGCUUUAACUCGGCUGAAGGCCUCAGCAUGAUUGUUUAUUCCCUACCAAAUGGUUUGGAGUUUUAUUCCGGUGAUCCCGCUGAUAUCCUUGUGCCAGCCGUGAGUAUUCUAAUGAAGUUAAUGCUACAAAAUCCGGACUAUCGGGUAAAGGUCGCCCACACGCCUGACGUGUACAUAAACCUGCUCCGCACUAUUCUGCUGCUACCCCACGAGCGGGAGUUGCGUCAAAAUGCCAGCAUAUGCCUCUUCCUGAUGCUCUUCCAUGACUCCAUCGUCGCCACCGAGGACAAGCUGGUGAUAAACAUACCGCUAGGUGGCCUAAUUCUGCCAGUCACUUAUGAGGUUCACAUACCAGAGCCAGCCAGCGCAGUUAUCGACGGAGUCAAACUUCAGCAGCACCUGGAUAAGACCUUUUUUGGGACGAAUGAGGCAAGCUCUGCCCAGCAUUGGCGCCUGUUUUUGUAUAAGUACAUUUGCAAGGUGAUGAAAUUCGAGUCCAUGCAGGUCGUGGACAUCCGGAACGAGCUCAAGAUAAAUCUGUGUGACAUGGCCCUAAUGCAGGCAUCGGAAGCGGAAAUUCAGCUACGCAGUCAGUUGGUGGCUGCGAGUAACUGCAGCAGCCACGACGCCCUCCAGCAGAAACUCGAUAUCAUUCAGCUGUUCCUCGUCUAUCUGCGCAGCUCUAUUUUCGAAUCGGACGGUAAGAGUCUGUGGAAGGUGAUCCACAAAUACAUUCGCUCGGCACCGGCCAACGAUGCGGAUUGUAGGCUCUACAUGUCACUCCUGGAACUGUGCCUCAGCUGCCUGCGCUUUUCCGUGCCUCAUGUGAUCAAUGGGCUGAGCGAAGCCCUUGAAACGGACCCAAACCACAGCUUCCUUUUGCUACUGCAGGAUAGGACCAUAUCGCUGGACGUCCUGUAUCUAAUAGGUCAGUGUCUGGAGCAACUGCUCGCCGCCGAGGACUGCGAGAUUCAGAUGAAAUGGCAUGGCAAGCUCUUUUUUCAACUGAGUGCGGUGGCCAGGAAGCAUUUCGAGAUCCGGCAGCUUCAGCAUGUGCGCUGUAUACUGGGAAUUCUGCGGCGAUUGAGCGAGCGUGAGCUGAUUCUUACCGGUCUCCAGGUAAUGCACUAUUGCCAGCACUUUAUGCAGCUGUCCAGCGAUCUAAGAACCUCAACGCAUACAGGAGCCCAGUGGCAGCGGGACUGCCUACACAUCAUUUGCGAGCUCCACUUGCGCCAAAGCUCUGGAAAGACGAACCCCAUGUGCGAGGCGGGCGCCACCAACAAGGUGCUACGUUAUCUGCUGGGCCUGUCCGGGCACACCGAUUGCGAGGUGCGAGCCCUUUCCUGGGUCCUGAUGGCCGACUGGAUCAUCUGUUGCGAUGUGAAGAUUGAGAACAUUCUGCCCGGCCUGAACUUUCUGCCUGGCGGACUGCCGGCCUGCUGCCUGACCACGAUGUUGGACGUUCAUGAAGUAAUGCUGGUCAGAGUGCUGGCUGGCAAUGUAUUUAUCCUGCUGAUGCCGCUGGUCGGAGCCGAGGGCUGCGUCGAUCUGCUGCGGAACCACACCUUCCUGAAGGAUGCCUCCAGGGCUCUUAGGACGCUGCAUGUGUCUAACCAUUUGGAAAAACAGUCAGUGGGGGAGCAGCAUUCGUGUGAGAUAAUCAGCUGCUAUGUGUCCAUCUGCGUUACCAUGGUUGGACUCGAUCCGGAGUGGUGCGGCGCCACGCUGUGCCAGCACAGUUUCUUGACUGGCCUCAGUGAUGUGAUAAAGAUGGCGGCGUUAAGACCGUCAUCGACUGCCUUCUUUGAACUGUGUGCCGAACAUAUCUGCGAGCUGUACGCGCUUUGCUAUGAGAAUAACUUUGAGUUUCUCCAGAGGACCAUCUGCCGUGACACCGUUUUCUUGGAGAAUUUCCUUUCACUAAUGACCCAUGUGAUGGAUCUGGAAUUCCACGAGCGCCUGCUGAGUCAGCUAUUUAAGCUGCUCUUGGUGUUCUGCAAGGACUCGAAUGCCUUUUCCUUCCUGUGCGAGGAUCUAAAGGAAAGGCCAUCCUUCUUUAUAGACUUCUUCUUGAUCGGAUUGCAUCAGUCGUCCAAGGGAACCGACCUCAAGCGAUACACGCUCAAGUGUUUGGCACUGAUCUUCAUAAAGAAGCAGAGUGCUCCCUUGGUGCAGCAGUUGGAGCAAUAUGUUGUGCCCCUGUCGCCAAGUUGUGACCCAGCCAAACAUGCUGAGCACUGCACGACAAACUCCAAGGAACCAGCUGAGAUUAAUAUCAAAGCCAUUGCCUUCAUCUACCGCGUCCUGGAGCAACUCUUCAUCCGCUACUAUGGCGCUAGGACUUUCACUUUUCUGCAAGCCCUCGACCCGGACCACGUUCAGGUAUGCGAGACUUUCGGUGUGUUUCUGAAAUACUCAAAUGAGGCUGCUUCUGCAGCCGACGAGGUGCACUUGUUGGAUCGGAUACUUAUCAUCUUGGACACAUUUCUAAAUGACGAAAAAAUAGGCAAUGCCUCUAGCUAUGUAAGGCGUGUGGGCGCUCAUAGAUCCCAGGAAAUCAUUGGAAAUCUGUUGGGGCUCUUUAAGAUGUUGUCGCUAUGGUAUAGCGCUCACCAUUCUGUGAUCAAGGAGCCCACGUCUGCGGGCACAAUGGUUAACAUAUUAGUCCGUCUUUGGCCGUGGCUAUCGCAUUCGGCGGAGCUGAAGCAACUUGUCGUCCAGGUGGUCAUGUUCUUCACCGAGCACUCCUUUGAGAUGUGCAGACAUACUUCUCUGGUCCUGUCUGGGCAAUCACAUUCCCUCCUCCAGUUAAUGUCGCGCGUGGCUGACUUUGAGACCACCAGAAAGGAGCCCAGCGCAGGGACAUUUGGCGAGACAGCAUGCAUAAUCCCAGCCUUGAGGGUCAUGGGCAAUUGCUGCUCCUGCUCCGAAGGCCGUCAGAGCCUAUCUAAGAUGCACGUGCUAGACAUGUUCGAUACGAUCCUGCCCGCUAAUCCGGCAGGCAACAAGGUGCGGCCCCAGGUUGUGCACGCUUGGCUAGCCUUCUGGGAAGUCUACUCCCGCUACGAUGUAGGCGCCAAGGCCUGUCACCUGCGCUCCCUAAUUAGCAUUAUCCGACGUAAGUCGCCACUGGACGAGCACCGGAUUCUGAGUCUUCGUAUACUCCGUAACAUGUGUUUCUUUAACAUCAACCGCACCGUGCUCACAGACAUGACUGAGUUCACAAAUAUGCUGCGCGAUAUUAUCAACCAACUGGUUUUGCAGAAAGAUGCGUCCAAUGGAAAGGGCUUGAUCUCAUUCGAGGAGCACCGCUUGGCGACACUGAUGCUGUACAGGCUCUUCGGCUUCGGGGCUAAGUACAAGGCCAUGCUGCGCGGCACCAAACUAAUGCGAGCGCUGAGCCACCUCAAGGACCAGUUGGCAGGCAUGAAGACUGAGAAUCCUGAUCGAUUCUCAGACAUUCCCCAUGCGCCAGAGCUCUUCGAGUUGCUGACUAAUCUCUUUGAGGCAGUGCAAGCGUAGGCAACAAAGAAAGCCACCAACACAAUCUGAAAGAGUACAAAGAAAAGGAGUAGUUUAUUUAUAAUGAAGUUAUUGUUUUUAUGUUUUUUAAUAUGUACUUCUUGUAAUGGACAUGUUUUUGAAAUAUCUUUAAUACCUUAUUUGAGCGAAAUCUAAAAGAACUAAUUAUGUCAUUGAAAGACGAAUAAAUAAUUUAACAUGAA